Molecule: messenger RNA, 1497 nt
Organism: Aspergillus homomorphus CBS 101889
Lineage: Eukaryota; Fungi; Ascomycota; Eurotiomycetes; Eurotiales; Aspergillaceae
Product: NAD-dependent succinate-semialdehyde dehydrogenase
Exons: 4
Coding region: 1-1497 (498 amino acids)
Biological process (GO): GABA catabolic process
Molecular function (GO): succinate-semialdehyde dehydrogenase (NAD+) activity
Source: RefSeq, a predicted model, not a curated record
AUGGGUCACACAGUACCUCCGCUGAAAGACAAGUCCCUCUUCAUUGAGAAGGCCUACGUCAAUGGAGAGUGGGUUGGGGCUGAAUCAGGCGAGACCUUCGAGGUGCAUGACCCUGCGUCCGGAUUGCUCAUCGGAACAUGUCCCGAAUUUUCCACCGCCGAUACCGAGAAGGCCAUCCUGGCGGCCAAAGAAGCCUUCCCUGCAUUCCGCACGACUCUGGCCCGCGAGCGCGCGCGCAUGCUGCGUCGGUGGUACCAGCUGAUGGUGGAUAACGCGGACGAUCUGGCGACAUUGAUUACGUGGGAGAACGGCAAGCCGUUUGCCGACGCGAAGGGCGAGGUAAACUACGCGGCUGGGUUCUUCGAGUGGUUCAGCGAGGAGGCGCCGCGGGUCUACGGCGACACGAUCCCGGCGUCGGUGGCGGGCAACCGGGUGAUCACGCUCAAGCAGCCCGUCGGCGUGUGCGGGUUCAUCACCCCGUGGAACUUUCCCGCCGCAAUGAUCACACGCAAGAUCGGCCCCGCGCUGGCGGCGGGCUGCACCGUCGUGGCCAAGACCCCCGGCGAGACGCCCUUCACGGCCAACGCCCUCGCCGAGCUGGCCCACCGCGCCGGCAUCCCCAAGGGCGUCGUCAAUAUUGUUACUGCCUCGAAGAACACCCCCGAGGUCGGCGAGGUCAUCACCACCCACCCCGAGGUCCGCAAGGUGUCGUUCACCGGCUCGACCAAUGUCGGUCGAUUGCUCAUGAAGCAGGCCUCGUCCACCAUCAAGAAGGUCUCGUGGGAGCUGGGCGGCAACGCGCCGUUCAUCGUCUUCGAUGAUGUCGAGGACCUCGACGCCGCCGUCGCCGGCGCCAUCACCUCCAAGUUCCGCAGCUCCGGCCAGACCUGCGUCUGCGCCAACCGCAUCUACGUCCAGCGCGGCGUGUAUGAUGAGUUCGCCAAGCGCUUCGCCGAGAAGGUCAAGGGCUUCAAGCUGGGCGCUGGCUUCGAGGAGGGCAUCACCCACGGCCCCGUGAUCCACGACCGUGCGGUUCAGAAGGUCGACGAGCACGUCCGCGACGCCGUCUCCAAGGGCGCCAAGAUCCUGGCCGGCGGCCAGAAGGCCUCGCACCUGGGCCCCAACUUCUACGACCCCACCGUCCUCACAGAGAUGAACAAUGAGAUGUUGCUCGCCUCGGAAGAGACCUUCGGCCCCGUCGCAGGUCUUUUCCCUUUCGAGACCGAGAAGGAGGUUGUCGACCUGGCCAAUCAGGCCGAGGUCGGUCUCGCCGGGUAUUUCUUCAGCAGCAACGUCCGGCGCAUCUUCCGGGUCGCUGAAGAAUUGGAGGUGGGUAUGGUCGGUGUUAACACUGGUUUGAUUAGUGAUGUUGCUUCUCCAUUCGGCGGUGUUAAGCAGAGUGGCUUUGGCCGCGAGGGUAGCAAGUAUGGCAUCGAGGAGUUCCUGGUGGUCAAAAGUGUUACCUUUGGCGGAAUGGGCGAGCCCCUUCAGUCCUGA